Dendrobium catenatum is the source of this 990-nucleotide messenger RNA. Its product is annotated as calmodulin-like protein 1. Gene Ontology annotation, molecular function: calcium ion binding. The record is from RefSeq and is a predicted model, not a curated record. The coding region runs from base 1 to 990 and encodes 329 amino acids. Lineage: Eukaryota; Viridiplantae; Streptophyta; Magnoliopsida; Asparagales; Orchidaceae. The transcript has 4 exons.
AUGUCAAAGCUGAGGGUCCUCAACUUCCAGUACCAAAUACUGAAGAGGCUUCCAUCACUAAGUCCUGCAAAAUGGCUCUCUGCCAAAGAUCGCCAAAUCUCCGAUCUAAUGCAAUCCUUUCAACCCAACAUCGACGAAAUGCGACGUGUUUUCCGCAGGAUCAACUCGAAUGGAGAUGGCAGGAUCUCCAUUGAAGAGCUCAGAUCUUUUCUGAGUGCAAUUGGGAGGAAAGAUGCAGCUGCUGAGGCCAACUCAAUGAUGCGAGUCGCCGACCUGAACAAGAAUGGGUUCAUCGAAUUCGAAGAAUUCAUGGAGGUUCAUCAGAAAGGGGUGACCAGAAAUGAUAUUAAAAUGGCUUUCUGGAUGUUUGAUGGGAACAAAGAUGGGAGGAUCAGUGCAGAAGAAGUUCUGUCUAUGUUGAGGAAGCUGGGGGAGGAAGUGAGCCUGGAGGAUUGCAGGCGAAUGGUGAGUAAUAUUGAUAAGAGUGGAGCUGGCUUGGUUGGCAUGGAUGAUUUCAUGAUCAUGAUGACUCGAACCAUGAAGCCUUUAUAUGACAAAUACCCAUAUGGAUGUAAUAAAGCAUCUUUGCAGAUUGAGGCUUUGUUUGAGACGUUGUAUCUUCUUGUUGCUGUUCCAGACAAUGAUGAUGAGGCUUUUGUGCGCCACCUUUUUGGCCCUUACUUGCUAGUAACCUUGGUGGUCACUAAUCUUUACGGUUUGCUGUUGUGGCUUGUUUUGGUUCAUGAAGAGCAGUUCAAGCAGUGGCUGAAAAGCUUGGACAAGAACAGCGACGGCCGAAUCAGCAAGCAAGAGCUGCGCGAAGCACUGCGCUCCACCGGUCAGCGCUUCGCCAGAUGGAAGGCUUGGAGGGCGAUCAAGAACGCCGAUCUGAACAGAAACAAUUUCAUCGACGGCAACUCGGAGAUUGAAAAGCUGAUGUCCAUUGCGGCCAAGUGGUGGAUCGUCGCCGGCAACGACGACAAACGCUGA